Moneuplotes crassus is the source of this 963-nucleotide messenger RNA. Lineage: Eukaryota; Ciliophora; Spirotrichea; Euplotida; Euplotidae. The record is from the annotation of a GenBank genome assembly.
UUUAAAAUUCAUCAUGAAUCUUCUAAGAAGAGGAUUGAGGCCAAAGAAGAGUUUCUUAACUCUUCUUUGCGUCACUAUGCUCCUGGCUUCAGCAAUGGCUAAAGCCACUGCUUUCACUAGAGUGCAGAGAAGUUUAGGAAGUAAAGGUUGAAACUCAAGACCAGAGGUCAGAGAACUAAAACCAGAAACUGGAGUAGAUCUCAAAAACUUGUUUGAAGAGCAUAAAAGUGACAUUGUUGUGACCGCUUGGUUCGAUCAUCUGAGAUACGAUCCUGAGGAGAACAAGCGCAACCUGAUCAUAAUCGGAAGUCUCCAGGAUAUGUUGAACAAAUGUCACUUAAAAGUGUCUAGUGGCUCUUUCUGCAAUGAAGUAAUUUAUACCGAAGCAGAUGUCUCAGGGUACAAUCCAAAUGCCAGAAGCUUUAGAGAAGCAGCCAAGAUUUGGAGAAUCGAUAUCGAUAACCUUAGGGAUGGACCCAUGAUCAUGAUUAUGAAGGGCCUCGAUGGACAGAUUCUGUGGUCUACUAGAGGAACUUCGGUUAUUGAGUUCUUGAAGAGAAUCGACAAAGAGCUUGUAUUAUUAGAACAACAAUAUGGUAUGAAGACAAGAGAUCAAUGUGAUAUUAGAAUUAACGAAGACGAGAUACCUAGAUUUGAAAAUGAAGAUCCAUGGGGAAAGCUGAGAGUAGCUCCUGGUGCUCCUGUAAAAGUGAUCAAGCCUCCUCCACCACCUGAAGAGACUCCAGCUCCACCACCACCUGAGCCAACGCCUCCUCCUCCAGAGCCAGAACCAGAACCAGCGCCUGAGCCCGAACCAGAGCCUGAACCUGAACCAGAGCCAACUCCUCCGCCACCCCCACCACCAGAGCCAACACCAGCUCCAGAGCCUGAGGAAGAGAAGCCAAGGUAUUCACUGAGUGAGCCCGAGAAGGCUUUUGGUAUGUAAAGAUAUUUGGCACAAGA